UUACUAGGAACUUCGGAACUGGAACUUGACCUUCAUACUCUAAUUUGUAUUUUCUCCUCUCUGGCCUCCAGCAGCGCAGCACCCAGAGUCUCAUCCCCAUGGCCUGCCUGAGCCCCUCCCAGCUCCAGAAGUUUCAGGAGGAUGGAUUCCUGGUGCUGGAAGGAUUUUUAUCUGCAGAUGAAUGUGCCGCCAUGCAACAGAGGAUUGGCGAGCUAGUGGCUGACAUGGAUGUCCCUGUCCACUACCGCAUAGAAUUUUCCACCCAGGAAGAUGAGCAGCUGAGAACCAAAGGCCAGGGCAACAAAGACUAUUUCUUGAGCAGUGGCGACAAGAUUCGGUUCUUCUUCGAGAAAGGCGUUUUCGACAAGAAAGGAAAUUUCCUGGUCCCUCCAGAGAAGUCCGUCAAUAAAAUUGGCCACGCUCUGCAUGCCUAUGACCCUGUCUUCAGGAGUGUCACAUACUCCCCCAAGGUGCAGGCUUUGGCCAAAAGUCUGGGCUUCCAGAUGCCCGUGGUCGUGCAGAGCAUGUACAUCUUUAAGCAACCUCACUUUGGUGGCGAAGUCACCCCUCACCAGGACUCCACCUUCCUGCACACGGAGCCCCUGGGCCGGCUGCUGGGCAUAUGGAUAGCAGUGGAGGAUGCCACUCUGGAGAAUGGCUGCCUCUGGUUCAUCCCAGGCUCCCAUACUGGUGGGGUGUCCAGAAGGCUGGUCCGGACCCCUGCUGGCUCAAAGCCUGACAUCAGCUUCCUUGGGUCAGAGCCUGUCCGGGAUGCCAGCCUCUUUGUGCCCACCCCAGUGCGGAGAGGGGACCUCGUCCUAAUCCAUGGAGAAGUGGUACACAAGAGUGAGCAGAACCUCUCUGACCACUCACGCCAUGCCUACACUUUCCAUCUCAUGGAGAGCUUGGGCACCGUCUGGAGCCCGGAGAACUGGCUCCAGCCAACAGCUGAGCUGCCCUUUCCCCCACUGUACACCUGAGUGCCCUCUCUGGGCUGGGCCUGGCCCAUCCGGGUGAAGCCGUGGGCCUCAUGCACCAGCGUCUCACCUGGCUGCCCAGCUGCAAAGGGGAAUUCGAAUCUCUCCUCCCUGCGCUUUCUCCCUGCCGGGGUCUGUGCCCCUCAGCCCUGCAGACAGGCAGGCGGGAGGUGGCAGGUGGGCAGCAGGAGCCCCGGAUGGAUGGCUUUCCGGAGACCUCUAUCUCUCUGCCUCUCCCCUGCCCCACCUCAACCUCCCCCUGAAGGCAGCCUCUCACCAUGAAAGCAUUCUGGGUACUUCUCUGCUGGCUUCCCACUGUUCUCUCAGAUGCAACUCGGAUUAUGAUGAUGCAAGACAUGCAAUAAAAGCGACUUCUGAAUGCA
Molecule: messenger RNA, 1360 nt
Organism: Zalophus californianus (California sea lion)
Lineage: Eukaryota; Metazoa; Chordata; Mammalia; Carnivora; Otariidae
Gene: PHYHD1
Product: phytanoyl-CoA dioxygenase domain containing 1
Exons: 11
Coding region: 99-980 (293 amino acids)
Source: RefSeq, a predicted model, not a curated record